AAAUAAUGCAAUUCCGGACACUGUACAGCCCUUAGAGGCAUUGGCUAUAUAGGCAGCCGGCGAUGAGCCUUGCCUCACUUCACGUUCUCUGCCUGGUGCUAGACACUAGAGCUCCUUUUGUGACUUUUCUCAGAGCCACUCUCACUUGCCACCCGUUCUUCUCCCUACACCGCCUGCUAGUCAGUAUGGGGGCGGAUAUAAGCAUUUGCUCCAGCGGCCAGAUGGGUGUUGCCACAACCAUCGCAUCGACAGGCACCUACUAUGGGGUUUUGCUCACCAAUGGCGGCAAGGAAAUUUCCGCCUCGAACGCCAUUGCCCAGAGCUCCAGCGCAGCAACGUCGGCACCGUGCGUCGGCACCUGGGACAACGGCGCAUCCGUAACUUGUAACUCCAACGGAGUGCCUACUUCUGCGAUAGACACGGAGGGAAACCCAUGGACUUGCGUGGGCAACACAAGCCCUGUCCCGGGGGCUGAAGAGGAGUUCUCCAUGUACGCUUGCUGUAGUCGCGGCUGAUGAGUGGGAUAUGUUCGCUCGUGUGCUCUUUGUCUCCAUUGGAGGAUAAUUUAUAUAAUACUCGGGUUGAACGAGUUUGACCUUGUCGCAAAGUACU
Phanerochaete carnosa HHB-10118-sp is the source of this 612-nucleotide messenger RNA. RefSeq lists its product as uncharacterized. The coding region runs from base 63 to 515 and encodes 150 amino acids. The record is from RefSeq and is a predicted model, not a curated record. NCBI's taxonomy places the organism in Eukaryota, Fungi, Basidiomycota, Agaricomycetes, Polyporales, Phanerochaetaceae. The transcript has 4 exons.